Molecule: messenger RNA, 1152 nt
Organism: Arabidopsis lyrata subsp. lyrata
Lineage: Eukaryota; Viridiplantae; Streptophyta; Magnoliopsida; Brassicales; Brassicaceae
Exons: 1
Coding region: 167-946 (259 amino acids)
Source: RefSeq, a predicted model, not a curated record
UUAUUUGAAGGAAAAAAAAAAGUGAGUCUAGUCUGGGAGUGGAGUGUGUCUAUAAAAGAGAGAUGUGAGGGACGAAGCUCGCUCCACUUUUUCUUCAUCUCUUUUUGUCUCACAAUCUCUCUCUCUCUCUCUCUCUCUCUCGGUGUUCUUUCACUCGCAAAUCGCAAUGGAUUCGUUUGAUAUCGAUAACGUGAAAGCAGAGAAAGCCAAGGCGUUGCGGCGUUUCAACCGCUUCCGGCGGAUCGGCCGUUUCUUCCGUGCGGCGGAGGUUUGCGUCGCUCUCCUCUUCAUCUUUUGGACAUUAACAAGACUUCCUUUCGCCGUUCAAAUCUCAAGAGUUUUUCUCCGCCGUAUCGCCGCCGUCAUCUCGACUCCUCUGUUCGUCUUCCUCCUCGGGAACUCCAUCGUCGUUGUUCUUCUCACCAAGUCUUCCGAUCGGACAACAACCACCGCCGCCGCAAGCGCAGAAACCGAAAUCUACCAGGCGUUCGUCAGAUCUGUAGAGAAUCGAUCCAAGCCGUCCGAUGAAGAUUUGACGGAGGAGAUUGUCUACGACGACAAACAGGUGAUCGUCACUGAUUUGAAUUCAAAUCCGAAUCUAAUGGUGGAUGAGAAUAUUCCUGACGUCGAGAUUGAUUCUGAUUCGAGUCCCGACCAUCCAAGGAAGGUCGUCUAUGGAAGAAGCAAAUCAGACGUUUCUGGAAAACAGAGUCCAGAAGCAAAGGUGAUGAUGAUGAUGAUGAUGAAACGUUCUCUUCAGAGAUCGGAGACAGAGAAGUGUUGCAGAGAAACUGAGAACGAUGACCUUGAGGAGGAAGAGAAGAACUAUCCAGAGGAUAAUCUGAGCAACGAAGAGUUUCAGAAAACGAUCGAAGCUUUCAUAGCCAAACAGAGGAUGUUUCGUCGUCAAGAACCUUUAGCCGUCGUUGUCCAUCACAAACCCUAAAUAUCUUCUAUCUAUAUAUUAAAAGGCAUCACAUUCUAAUAUAAUCGAAUAAAGCAACAAACAAACACAGUUUUGUGAAAUUACUUAACCAUAUGGAAUCUUUGUCUUUUUAUAAAAAAUAUUCCAUGUAUAAUUAUCAUCUCUAUGUACAGUCAUUUUAGUUGCUUAUGUAUUAAGAAAUAUUACAUGUAAUCUACUUGUCUCAA